Messenger RNA from Somion occarium, 1542 nucleotides. The record is from the annotation of a GenBank genome assembly. Lineage: Eukaryota; Fungi; Basidiomycota; Agaricomycetes; Polyporales; Cerrenaceae.
AAGACCUUGCUCUUAGCUCUUUAGGUAUCCUCUUCUCAAGAACUAUCCUACACUGAUUCCGCCAUGUCUCGCAUACCAGUAAUCAUCGAUACCGAUCCAGGGGUAGACGAUACCUUAGCAUUGUUAUUGGCGUUAGCAUCUCCUGAACUUGACAUCUUAGCCAUUAUCGUAUCAUACGGCAACACGGAUGCAGAUGCAUCAUACCUGAAUGUCCUCAGGAUAUACGAAACCCUCUCACGACAAAUCGCACAGGAUCCGGAGCAACAGAGGCACUGGCCGAACUUUGCACCUCUUCGUAAGACCAUCCUUGCUCGAGGUGCGGACCACCCGCUUGAAGGAGACCUUCACAGUGCCCAGUACUUUCACGGACGCGACGGUCUUGGCGACAUAACGAAGCGAUUUCCAUCCUUGAAACUGAGUAAAGAGGAUGUCUCUAGUUCAGAACAUCCUCAAUUGCACCUCACAGAUAGGCCUGGCACGGAUGUUGCACUAGAUCUCAUCCGUUCCCAUGCAUCUCAAACAAUCACCUACCUCGCACUCGGACCUCUUACUACUCUCGCUCAAAUUGUGAAGAAGAGCGAGGGGUUGUUCGGUGAAAGGAUAGGGAAAGUGAUAUGCAUGGGCGGCGCUCUCGAUGUUCCAGGCAAUACCAGUCCGGUAGCAGAAUUCAACUUUUUCGCUGACCCUUACGCUGUUCAUAACCUUCUGACCCCACCGCCUUCGGUUCCAACGCCAAUACCUCUUGAAAAGUUCAUUCUUCUACCUUUGGACAUCACCACUCCUCAUGAGCUCCCCUUUCCGUACUAUAUUCAACAGAUUGAUCCUUCGUUCGGAGGUCAGUCACAGUCAAACAACGUGCAAUCCACGGACGAGGGUUCGCAAUCGCCUCUUGUCUACUUCACGUCUGCCUUCCUUUCCCGUACAAGACAGGUCAUGUUAAAAUUCGGGAAGGACGCGAUGGAGUUGCACGACAUUGCUGUCGUCUGGUGUGCCAUAGAGAAUCCUCCUUCCGUGUCAAGUAAACCCUUGCAGCUCCGAAAAGGCUGGGAAGUCGUUCGUAGACAUUUCCAGAUUGAACGCCAUGGCGAGCUUACGCGUGGCAUGUUGGUCAUCGACCGACGCAACGAUGAUGGUGCCUAUUCCCCUGGAGCAAACCGAGCCCAUGUACAAGCUGAGCUCGAGCGAUUGCACGCUCACACCGAUGGUUACUUGGAGUCAGCCGCCGUGCCGGCUCAAGUAGAAGUCGAGAGUGAGGCACAAGCUGACCCUCCAUCUGCGCAUGUGGGUGAGGUUGGGACUGGUGUCCCUGUUGUGACAAAGACGCCGGGGAGCGAUGUUCUCUUGAAGCUUUUGGCAGAGAGGAUAUGGGGAGUUGGGCGAUAGUCGUGGAUCGAAGGCCAGUUAACUUGCAUGUCGAUAGAAUCUGCGAGUGGACCUUUACAGCAGAGAGUAUCUCACACCAUCUACUCAGAGAAGUACGGAUGCAUUCAAUGAUACAGUAGUGUACAAUAGAUGUCAUACAAACGAAAGCUCCUACUUGAA